Molecule: messenger RNA, 541 nt
Organism: Cucurbita moschata (crookneck pumpkin)
Lineage: Eukaryota; Viridiplantae; Streptophyta; Magnoliopsida; Cucurbitales; Cucurbitaceae
Exons: 3
Source: RefSeq, a predicted model, not a curated record
AUGAAUUGCCGGGUUAUCUUCAUGCCAAGAAGACGACAUGACAAUAUAAAUGGUGGUGGAGACCGGCGCCAUUUUUGGGACUUCGUGCCGCCACUUUCUUCCAGAGAAGAAACCAAGUGGAACUGCGUGGACGUCGUACGACCACCCAGUCGACGGCCACGAUCCGUUCUCACAGUUCCAAUCCAUCCCCACGGUCUCUUCAAAAUCCCACCGUCGGUUCCAAAGCGCGGGAAAAAGACCCAUAGCCUCUGUGUAUCACUGCAAACUAACGGUCACGGUUUCAGGUCUUCUUUCAUGGCGCCGAGGAAGCGAAGCAAGAAUCAAGAAGACGAGCCGGCGGCGGCGGAGGAGAAGCCGGCCCCGGUGUCGUCGAUGGUGACUCGGAGAUCGCCCCGGCUGGCGGUGAACUCCAAGGCUGAUUUGGUGGUGGAAGAGGCUGUGACGGAGUUGCCGAAGAGUAAGAAGGUGAAACGUGCUCCAAAGGAGAAUGGAAAGGCGAAGGAGGUUGGAAAUGAGGGGGAGGAAAUUGAUGCUUGUGAAU